Coregonus clupeaformis (lake whitefish) is the source of this 729-nucleotide messenger RNA. RefSeq names its product extensin-like. The transcript has a single exon. The coding region runs from base 1 to 729 and encodes 242 amino acids. The record is from RefSeq and is a predicted model, not a curated record. NCBI's taxonomy places the organism in Eukaryota, Metazoa, Chordata, Actinopteri, Salmoniformes, Salmonidae.
AUGCAGGACAACACUGAACCACCACUUCAGAAACAGCACCCCUACAACAGAACCCAGUCCCAGACCACCACAACAGAAACAGGACCCCUACAACAGAACCCAGUCCCAGACCACCACAACAGAAACAGGACCCCUACAACAGAACCCAGUCCCAGACCACCACAACAGAAACAGGACCCCUACAACAGAACCCAGUCCCAGACCACCACAACAGAAACAGGACCCCCUACAACAGAACCCUGUCCCAGACCACCACAACAGAAACAGGACCCCUACAACAGAACCCAGUCCCAGACCACCACAACAGAAACAGGACCCCCACAACAGAACCCAGUCCCAGACCACCACAACAGAAACAGUACCCCUACAACAGAACCCAGUCCCAGACCACCACAGCAGAAACAGGACCCCCACAACAGAACCCAGUCCCAGACCACCACAACAGAAACAGCACCCCUACAACAGAGCCCUGUCCCAGACCACCACAACAGAAACAGGACCCCUACAACAGAACCCUGUCCCAGACCACCACAACAGAAACAGGACCCCUACAACAGAACCCAGUCCCAGACCACCACAACAGAAACAGGACCCCUACAACAGAACCCAGUCCCAGACCACGACAACAGAAACAGGACCCCUACAACAGAACCCAGUCCCAGACCCCCACAACAGAAACAGGACCCCUACAACAGAACCCAGUCCCAGACCACCACAACAGAAACAUGA